Messenger RNA from Chelonia mydas (Green sea turtle), 668 nucleotides. RefSeq names its product ribonuclease pancreatic beta-type-like. Lineage: Eukaryota; Metazoa; Chordata; Testudines; Cheloniidae. The transcript has a single exon. The record is from RefSeq and is a predicted model, not a curated record. Gene Ontology annotation, molecular function: nucleic acid binding. The coding region runs from base 29 to 352 and encodes 107 amino acids.
UUGGAGGGGUUAGGGCCCAGGAGGUUCCAUGGAGGAGGCAGAUCCCCACCCCAUGCUGUCUCCAUCCAUCUCCUCCCUCACCCCACUGCAGCUCGAUCCAGUGACAGACAUGGCCAUGGCCCCGUGGGGACCCUGCCCCUUGCUCUUCCUGAUCCUCGUCCUGCUGGCCACCAGCCUGGCCCAGCUCAGGAAAGGCGCCAGCAACCAGCAGUUCAUGAACCAGCACAUCAACUUCCCCAAAUCCAGCACCCCUAAUGACCAGGGCUACUGCGACUGCAUGAUGCAGCGCCAGGGCCUGACCCGCCCCGCCUGCAAAGCCAGCAACAUCUUCAUCCAUGCCCCCUUCAGUUAAGUGCAAAACAUCUGCGGCUGCGGAGGGAAACACGUCCACGGAAACAUCUAUGUCAGUAUCGCACACUUCGACAUCACCGAGUGCCAGCUGACAUCCUCAUUCCUAGGGCGCUGUAGAUACAGAACCACAGUCCUCAGAAGUGGGAUCCGUGUGACCUGUCUCUAGUCACUGCCUCGAACUCCUGUAGAGCCCAGGCGCUGGCCACGGGCCUCCUGCUCCCCCUUUCGCUCCUAGGCAGCCCUCUGUGGCUGGGGGCUCUCCUGCCCCAUCCCUGCCCCUCCUGGGCAACAUCCGCCAUGAGUCUCCACAGGGACAU